AUGGAUCAGUUAUGUAUUAAUCAAGAUAAGAGUAAAGAAGGGCAAACUGAGCGAGGACAAGAAGUUCCGAAAAUGAGACAGUAUUACGAUAAUGGAACAAUUACUUUAAUAGCAAUAGACGAUAAAGUUGGUGAAGAAAAUGGCUAUACCGAUGAAGAUAAAGUAGAAAUGACUUUAAGUCAAGCUCUUAAAGCCAUUAAAAAAAGAGGCAGAAGUGUGCCAGUUGAUGGUAUAUAUUCGAUACUUGGUUUAUUACCUUAUGGAGAACACGUGGAAGUUAAAUAUAAUAAAGAUAAUAAGUAUACCCCAGAAGAACUUAACCAAGCUUUAUAUGAGGUAAUGAAGGUUGCCAUGGGAUGCAAAAUAGAACCAAUAGCUUAUGAUACAUAUAAAAUGACAAAUAUUGGGACAGAAGUAAAAGUAGUUGAAUACAAAUGA
Messenger RNA from Ambispora gerdemannii, 438 nucleotides. The record is from the annotation of a GenBank genome assembly. NCBI's taxonomy places the organism in Eukaryota, Fungi, Glomeromycota, Glomeromycetes, Archaeosporales, Ambisporaceae.